This is a messenger RNA of Lacerta agilis (Sand lizard), 1412 nucleotides long. Its product is annotated as antigen-presenting glycoprotein CD1d-like. The record is from RefSeq and is a predicted model, not a curated record. The transcript is spliced from 6 exons. Lineage: Eukaryota; Metazoa; Chordata; Lepidosauria; Squamata; Lacertidae. Gene Ontology annotation, molecular function: endogenous lipid antigen binding; exogenous lipid antigen binding; lipopeptide binding. Gene Ontology annotation, cellular component: external side of plasma membrane. Bases 86 to 1399 code for a protein of 437 amino acids. Gene Ontology annotation, biological process: antigen processing and presentation, endogenous lipid antigen via MHC class Ib; immune response; positive regulation of T cell mediated cytotoxicity.
AGGAGCCCAGGAAAGCCGCGGAAGGAGGGAUCGCGGCUGCAGCUGGUGCUAGGACUGUUUUCUGGGUGGCGGCACCCAUCGGGAAAUGAGGCGGUUGCAAGGAUGCGCGGAUGGAACCGGCGUGGAAAAAACGCCCGGGAGCACCCGCUUUGCAUGCAGAAAUUCGAACCGGGCGCGGGGAUGGCGAGGUCGUGUCCUGGAGUUCCGCUGUCACUCCGUGUGUUCUUCCUUGCGGAAUAGGAAUCUUUCCUGCGGGAGGAGUGAAACCGAGCUACUUUCGCUUUCCGCGCGUGCACCAGCUUCCAGCAUGCACGUGAGAAGGGGCCAGAAGCCAACCUUGCUAUCUCCAGCCUGGGUGUUGCUGCUGUUCUGGUUCCUCGCCUCGUCGCCCUGCACAGCCAGCCCAGCCUCCCUUCCUCUCCCGGAAACACUCCAUGCCGUCCGCCUGCUUCAGACGGUGGUGUUCCACAAUGCCAGUGACACGGACAUCGAGUUCACUAGUUUUCUGGGGGACGUGGAGGUAGUUUUAUUGGAUACCCGCACCUGGAAGUUCAAGUUCCUCCAGCCUUGGAGCGUAAGUGGCCUCACGUCUCAAGAGUGGGACCUUCUGCUGAAGAUUAUCAAAGGCUACUUCCUAGGCUUCGUACAAACCAUCAACAAAAUCGUUACGUUUCUCAAAGGCAGCUAUCCUUUCGUUGUGCAGUCCUUGAUCUUUUGUGAGUCCACGUCCAACGGGACGACGAGGGGCUUUUACGACGCUGCCGUAGAUGGGGAAUCCGUGGUCACCUUCAGUGCAGAUAACGGCAGCUGGGUUGCCCUGAAGGAUGAUGUGGUGGCUACCUCUGCUGAACAGAUCCUGAACAAUGACAAGGGCACGGUUGCAACUCUACAGAUCCUUCUGUUGGGCCAGUGCAUCAGAGCUCACAACACAUUCCUUGAGACCGGAAAGGAGGCUGUGCAGAGACAGGUGUCGCCGGUCAUUGGGGUCUUCACCCACAAGACCCCGCCAGCCCCCGACUCUUUGCUGCUGGUUUGCCGAGUCACCGGUUUCUACCCACGACCCAUCAACGUCUCCUGGUUGCAGGAUGAGAAGGAGCUGCCCAGCCAGGGCUUCAACUCCACUGAGAUACUGCCUAACCACGACCUGACUUACCAGAUCAGGAGUACUCUGGUUAUAAAGUCAGCGGAUCAGCGCAGUUACGCUUGCAGGGUUCAGCACAGCAGCCUGGGGGUGAAAAUCAUCCCUUGGGAAGGCAGAGGAAACAAGGCUGCACUAAUAAUAGGGAUUUCCGUUGUUGCUUUGUUCAUAGCUGGAGCCGUAGUUGUACUAAUUUGCCGGCAGAGGAGACGUAGGAGCUAUGAAGACAUCCACUCAAGCGGAAGGAACCCCACCAGUUAGCUGAGCAAAAAAA